CGACUUUUCCAGUUUACUUCCGGUAUUGAUUGAACAUUUGCUGUUGUAGCAGAGUAGUGCUUUCUGUCGGACUCUUGCGCGUUACAUUUUUUCAUAAUAUCUUGAUCGAUAAUAUGGCUUUUGACCAGUCCUCUGCCAGUGCGUCUGAAAAUGCUGAGGCCUCGGAACUUCAGAUGAUGAUAGCAGUCGAGCAACAGAAAGCUCAGUUUGAAGCACAGGUGCACACCUUCACCGAUGUGUGCUGGGACAAAUGCAUGGAUAAGCCGAGCAGCAAGCUGGACUCCCGGACCGACAUGUGCCUGGCUAGCUGUGUGGAGCGCUUCAUUGACACCACCCUCACCAUCACAAACCGCUUUACUCAUAUGGCGCAGAAAGGGGGCAUUCAUUGACUCAGCAGCGAGAAGAUGAAGAGAAGGGAUAUGCAUUGAUUCAUUCAUUCAGUCACUGAGCCAAACUCAACACUUCAGGGACAAGAUAAUAAUAUAAUAUAUGCCAUUUAGCAGACGCUUUUAUCCAAAGCGACUUACAGUCAUGUGUGCAUACAUUCUACGUAUGGGUGGUCCCGGGAAUCGAACCCACUACCCUGGCGUUACAAGCGCCAUGCUCUACCAACUGAGCUACAGAAGGACCACGAUCAAAGGACCUGUGCAACGAUUAUCAUCUUGUUCAAUGACUAUGCUGAUCCAUUUUUAUGUUUAUUUGGCAGGGACAAUGCACAACAAAAACACAAGUCUCAUAGCACUGAGAAAUGAUGUCGCACCAGAUUUAGCUAAUAGCUACUUUCCAUCUGUGGUCCCUGGGCAGGUGAACAUGGACACAUUAUACACAAAACAGGCAACAUAAAUACAUCAGACAUGUAAAAAACAAACAGAUGAGGACAUAGAUACCUUUUUAACACGUAGGUCAACACAUUGCACAUAAACAUGUUGCUGUUGGAUAAAAAUUGUUAUCUGUAAUGAUGCAGGCAUUUUGACUGUGCAUCAUGUUACGGAGUUCUAAUGUGGGAUCUUUAAUGGUAUUCAUUGCUCUGCUUUGAACAUGUCAAUAAAAGGAAUAGCCUGAAGAACAAUGAGCCAGAUGGGAAAUUCUUUAUUUUAAGGCAACAUCUCUCUGUGAAUUUAUAAGGUGAGCUCAUUUUGCAUUGCCCAGUCCCCUGGCUGUUGCCUGGGUGAGUAGAGUAAGCACUUGACGUCCGAAGCAGAGCCCUUCUGUCUCUCUCUGAAUGUGUAGGCCAUCUAUCUGAUGCUAUCUGUUCAAAAAUAGUAUGACGUUGUGGCCACCCGUAGCAUUGAAUACAAGAAAAGCCAGCGAGCGUUUGGCUUCCAUUGAUAAAAAUGUAAAAAAGUAUAAAAUAAUAGCCAAUCAGUGUUGAGCUAAACUGAGUGAACUCAACUGUGAAUGGUCCUGGUGCACCAACAAUGUAAAGGGAAGCCAGAUUGGAUUUGGCUUCACUCCAAACACAUCACAUUGAAAUAAAAUAUGUCAUUGACUAAAACAAC
This is a messenger RNA of Oncorhynchus keta (chum salmon), 1499 nucleotides long. Its product is annotated as mitochondrial import inner membrane translocase subunit Tim8 B-like. Lineage: Eukaryota; Metazoa; Chordata; Actinopteri; Salmoniformes; Salmonidae. The record is from RefSeq and is a predicted model, not a curated record. The transcript is spliced from 2 exons. Bases 114 to 389 code for a protein of 91 amino acids.